This is a messenger RNA of Parnassius apollo (apollo), 1371 nucleotides long. The record is from the annotation of a GenBank genome assembly. NCBI's taxonomy places the organism in Eukaryota, Metazoa, Arthropoda, Insecta, Lepidoptera, Papilionidae.
AUGCGUGCUAUGAAUACAGUUUGUGACAAAUUAGAAGAUAUCGCAAAUGUUAGGAUGGAUACGACCGAGCAGCAUGUUGAUGCAAGUGAUUCACUAGUAAAAAAAGAUGCUAGAGACAUACGAAGACUUUUAGAGUGGUUCUCAACGCAUGAUCCUUUUCCAGAGGUUAACAAAAUCGUUUCUAUUGCGAGUGGUGUCGUUGGUGACGAUCAAGAGGUAGCUUCGACUUCGUCCAAGGCAAAUGAUCAUGCUACGCAGAAAGUUAUUCCACCACAAGAUAAUAGCUAUUUUAUCGAACGCGGUGAAGACUUACUUUCAUUCAAAAAUAGUAUGCGGGAAAAUGCGCUUGUAAAUUAUUACCCAGAUUCCUUCACCUCAUCUAGUAGAAAAGAACCAUUUUCUCCUGACUUUUCGGAAUAUAUCCCUUCCGACCAGGAUGUUUCAAAAAAUAGUUCUCAACAUUCUUCAGAACAUAAUAUUCCUUUACAAGAGAUACCAACAGCUACAAACAUAUCUGAAAAUAUUACCACUCCCGAAGGGACAGCCAUUAAAGUGAAAAGGAAUGUUCCGAAAAAAACUAAUCCGGGUAGAAAUCGAGGUCAUAAUCGAGAAAACUGGAAACGCAACUUAACAUUAAGAGGACGUGGUCAACUGAAACUAGCAUUACAGGCAUUACGUAAUAGGGAAGUUGGCUUAAAUGAAGCAAGCACAAUUUACGGUGUACCAAAAGCUACAUUAAAGAAACGACUUGGUGGCUCAAAUCAAACAGCCAAAGAAGAAAAACAAACGCCAGGUUCUGCAGGUGAUCUCACACCUGAAUUGGAAGAAAAGUUGUAUCAACAUAUUCUAGAAAUGGAAGCCUGUUUGUACGGUCUAACACCAAAAGAUGAUUAUGAGUUCGUUACUUUACCUGAAGAUAACGACAACUUACCGGCUAUUGAGAAUGAGAACAUGAUUGUGGAUCCUUUGUUUUCAGAGCUUAAUGAUGUAGAUGACAAUGGAAUACCAAAAGAUGUUACCUCGGAUGAUCCACCAUUUUCGUGCACCAGUGUUGAAUCUACUGAUGUAAAUACGAUGCAAACAAUACCGUCUGCUUCCAAAACCCCCGUUAUACCAAGCCCUGAUUUAUCGGAUAAUUGCAACAAUAUAAAUAUUCAACCUGAAACACCAAUCAUAGCAACAAAAGAAGUAAAACAAUGGCAGUCACUUCCAAGCACUAGCUCAGAAUUUCAAAUUUUUAGUGUAACUCCGACUGCAAAGAAAGUCAUGCAAGAAUUGAGAAAAGGAAGUCGUAAACCACAAUCGGCAAUAGAAUUAACUGCUUCCCCAUAUAAAACACAAUUGGAAGAGUCAAAAGCUAAAGCAUUAUAA